Aethina tumida (small hive beetle) is the source of this 837-nucleotide messenger RNA. RefSeq names its product keratin-associated protein 5-5. Lineage: Eukaryota; Metazoa; Arthropoda; Insecta; Coleoptera; Nitidulidae. The record is from RefSeq and is a predicted model, not a curated record. Bases 366 to 743 code for a protein of 125 amino acids. The transcript is spliced from 5 exons.
CUGAAUGGCCACACUGCCGCAAAUCGGUGCCGUGUGCAAAUGGAACAACGUUGUAAGUCAAUGAGCGGGCGCGAUAAUUUAAAAGUCGGCUAUUUUUAGGAAACAAACAACUUUCCCGGGUCAACUCAAACAACGUUACUCACUACAAUUUGGUGCCGUGUGCAAAUCCGAACAACACCGUUGUUCGAGAAACGGGCGAAAUGUUUUGUAAGUCGUCUAUUUUUAGAUAAUAAACAACAUUACCGUGUUGUUUCGGGAAUGUUGUUUUGCACACGGUCAACGUUGAGAACUAUAAAACAACAGCGUUGCUGGGGUAUGGGCAGUGCCAAGUAUCGUGUUGUUUUGUAUACACAUCAACCCAAAAAAUGACUUCAGUUGAAAAAACCUACAAUCCUACCCAAGAGGUAUUCUGCAAGAAUGAUUCGGUUGGAGAAAAUUGUUGCAAGAAAGAUAAUUCUAGAAAAUGUCGUGAAAAGUGCGAAACUAAUUGCCCGAAAACUAACUGUGGAAGAUGCUGCAAGGAAAAGAACUGUUGCUCAUUACAAAAGGACUGUUGCAGUAAAAAUGACUGUUGUACAAAAGAACAAAAUAAAUGUUGUAUGAGAACCGAUUGUUGCGUCAGAAGUGAGAAAUGCUGCCAGGAAAAUGAAUGUUGCUACAAAGAAGUUGAUCCCACAUGUAGAAAAUGCUGCAACACACAAGAAUGCUGUCAAAACAAAACUGUCCAAGAAAAAUGCUGUUAAGAAUGAAUAUGAUGAAUUAGCUAUAUGGUUCUUAUAAAAUAUGUUUGUUAAUUAUAAAUUAAUUUAUUAUUUAAAAAUGGUGGUUUAUUUUUUU